AUGACGCGCAAAAGGGCAUGCAUUGGAACUUAUAAGAGAUCAUUAAAGUCAAUGAUGAGAGGAUUUGAAUUCUGCAGGCCAGUUGUCGUUGUUGGUGCUUUACAUCAGAGUGGAACUUAUCAAGGUACAUUUGUGUCUGCUAGUACACUCGAUGGAGCAGGUUGCAUAUUGCCUUUAACGUAUGGAAUUGUUGACACGGAAAAUGAUUGUUCAUGGACAUGGUUCUUUCAACAAUCUAAGAAUGCAUUUGGUGAGAGGGAAAAAAUAUGUGUUGUAUCUGACAGAAAUGAAAGCAUCAAGAAAGGUGCUAAGGCUUAUAGAAAAGAUGAUUUUAAAAAAUUGACGGCUAAAUUGGAUAAAAUAGAUGGAAGAGUAAAAAAGUACCUUCAAGAUGCUGGGUAUGAAAGGUGGUCUAGGUCUCAUGCAACAGUGAACCGUGGGAGAAUGAUGACUUCAAAUAAAGCUGAAUGUAUCAAUGGUUGCCUUGUUGAUGCACGACAACUAACUAUUAUAGAUUUAUUGGAGGAAGUUAGAAUUCUAUUUGGUUCUUGGAAUUGCAAAAAUAGAGAAAUAGCUUCUUACACAAAGAAAACAUUAGGUAAAAGAUUUGAAGAAAUAUUAAUUUUAAACGCAUCAAAAAGUUCAAAAAUGAAGGUUGUUGUAUCUUCUGAGUUUAUUUUUUUCAGUGUAUGA
This is a messenger RNA of Solanum lycopersicum (tomato), 693 nucleotides long. RefSeq lists its product as uncharacterized. Lineage: Eukaryota; Viridiplantae; Streptophyta; Magnoliopsida; Solanales; Solanaceae. The record is from RefSeq and is a predicted model, not a curated record.